Molecule: messenger RNA, 1049 nt
Organism: Armigeres subalbatus
Lineage: Eukaryota; Metazoa; Arthropoda; Insecta; Diptera; Culicidae
Exons: 1
Coding region: 35-973 (312 amino acids)
Source: RefSeq, a predicted model, not a curated record
GAAACAUCCAGUCUAUACACAUUAGAAGACCAUUAUGGAAGCAUCGCUUGCAAUCGUGGUUCCUCUUAUAAUUCUUAUUACUGGAGCACACUCCCACUCAAACCCGGGAUCAUGCUCCGUCACCGAUGACGAUCUCGACUCGAUCAAAAUCGCCAUCCAAAAGGCUGCCAAAACAACGCUGGAUGAGAUCCUCCCGGAGGAAACCCUCGCCAAAUGCCCCGUGCUGCGAGACGUCACCCACAGCCUGCAGACAGUGGCCACAGAAAUCCUUCAGAUGAAAGAAUCCGCCAUCCACGAGGAUCAGGUUUCCGAGCUGAAGCAAUCCUUCGAGCAGCAGCUCAACGAAAUCGUCAAGAGUCGAGACAUUUUCGAGAAACAAUCCGGAACCGAACUGACAAAGAUGCAAGGUGAAAUGAUCGACCGGAUGACGGCGCUCCAGGUCAAAGUGGCCGAGUUGGAGCGACAAAUCGCCGAACGGACCCGUCGUAUGUACGAGGAUGUGGCGGAACUGAUAUUCGAGCGUUUGCAGAUGAACAGCACCGACAGCAUCCGGAACUACACCAAGCACAUGAUGGACCAGAAGCUGGACGAGCUGCUGACCAAGCUGGAGAAGAACUUCAAGGUUUUCCUAGGAGCGUUACGAUUUCUGAAUCAACUGAACGAUCAAAAUCUGAUCGACAAGGUGUUCGAUGGAAUUUUGAAGCGACUGGAAGAUAACCCGCUGGACAGCAACGAGAAUCGAGAAAAUGGGAAACACGAGCUGGUGAGUCUGCUCUGCUGGACGGUGAACAAUGAUUUUCUGACCAAGAAAUAUGUUGCGCGUCAGAAGGAUUUAUUCCGGGUGGCGUUGAAGUUCUAUCCGAACACGGCCGAUAAGGCAGCAAAUGUGGCGGACAUUCGCAGCCGCCAGUACUGCAGUGCUCGUUUUCCUGUCAACGUGAUCACGUGGUUCGCUGUUUCACAUGCGGUGUAAUUUCGGUUAUUUUUUAGUUGAUUGCGGUUCAGUGUCAAAAUAGACUUGUGCAUUAAAUGAUCUUGAAAGUUUUCUA